CAGAAGGAGAAACGUCACAACAAAAGCGAAAGUAAAGCGUCUGUGUGUUUUCCGUCUGGUUCAGUUCGCUGUGGUGGCAGAAUAACAACCCCAGCUUUAUCGGUUGGUGAUGAGGAGUUUUGCUAUGGCGAGAUGUUGACGAUUUAACUUUAACGAUUCACUCUGGAUAUCGGAGAUCAGCGUUUAAUUCCCCUCGUCGCGGUGGGCAUAUAGACCACCGUCGCUGCUGGCACUGGUCAGGACUCUUCACCAUCUCCACAACAGCAUUUGCACUAUUUUCACUCGACUACGAACAACCGCUCCACCGCCAGCAGCUCUUAAAACUUCUUAAAGCUGAGGUGAGAAAGGGUUUUGUGGGGCAGAACUGUUUGUCAUGAGCCUACAAGACCAAAUUAGGAAGGAUUUCCUUCUUUCUGACCCGAAAAAAGAUGGUGCGGUGAAAUAUCUGGAGAAGAUUGUCAAAGUUGUUACGAAGCAUAACCAGAAACGGAUUGCGCUAAAAAAGGUGGAAAAAUACAAAUUCAGGAUUGGAUCAUUUAAAGACACAUCAUACAGAAAGGAACCUGAUCUUUUAGAGGAGUGGGAGCAGUUCUAUCUUCCAGAUCACAUGAAAAUGGAGGUGAUCGGGUUUCUAGAGGAGUUCCCGUGUAAUGCAGACAGUGCUCAGCUGGUUCUUAUGGUGUGUGAAGAUGGGAAAGUGUUUGCUUAUGAAGAUGAGCGGCUGCAUCUGGUGGCCAACGAUCUAAAAGAGCUCUUUGAGCAUGGAGUCCAGUUUCCAGGCGCCAAGUACUACUACCGCGGCCAAAGCUUUGAAGAUAUGACAGACGACGACUGGGAUAAGGUGAAACAAUCUGAAGCAGUGAUUGCAAGCACCAAAGAACACCAGGAUAUGGUAAAGCGCAUGAAGACUUCCUACUUGCAAAACUUGGAGAUUAUCAAACAGAGACAGCAAGGAGUGCUGCACCCUGCUGAGAUGGAAAGAGAUCCGUGUGUACCAGUACCUGUUUUGUGAAAGAUCAAGGUGUGGGCCUGACAUGGUCUGAUCCAUGUUUGCUUUAAGAAGUAUUAAUAUUGCAGUCUUCAAAGCAAAAAAGAUGUAAACACACUUCAUUGAAUACAUUUUAUCAACCUAAUCAAGAGGUCUGUUAGCUUAAGCCCUAGCACAGAAUUGUAGAUUGGUUAGAGCGUAUAUGUGCCAUAUGAAACCCUACAACUUGCUGUAAUGUUCAGAGGCUCAUUAAAUCUUUAAAUAGCAAAAUUGUAUGUAUGUCUUGUAUAUCUGUGUAACAGUCUUUAUGGAUACAUGAUGGAUACUCAUAAUGAUAAACUGAUCAUUAAAAGGUAGUAAUUCUAA
Messenger RNA from Pygocentrus nattereri (red-bellied piranha), 1354 nucleotides. RefSeq lists its product as uncharacterized. The coding region runs from base 374 to 1012 and encodes 212 amino acids. The transcript is spliced from 6 exons. NCBI's taxonomy places the organism in Eukaryota, Metazoa, Chordata, Actinopteri, Characiformes, Serrasalmidae. The record is from RefSeq and is a predicted model, not a curated record.